Molecule: messenger RNA, 1062 nt
Organism: Suillus bovinus
Lineage: Eukaryota; Fungi; Basidiomycota; Agaricomycetes; Boletales; Suillaceae
Exons: 8
Coding region: 1-1062 (353 amino acids)
Source: RefSeq, a predicted model, not a curated record
AUGAGUGGUGACGAAAACAAUCCCCAUCCUGGCGAUACUUCUCACAAGCAUAGUGGUUCGGCACUUCACAUGGGCCCACAUAAAAAAGUUGCCUCUUCAAAUCCCCUGGUUCUCCAUGGGCGACACUUCGGUCGGAUGGUAUUCGCACUAUGCAAUUAUCCGUCUCUUUUGACUGGAGGUAUGCUUCGACUCGAAGAAUUACAGGAUUCUUCAAUAGAAGAUUAUCCAGCCGAUGUUCGACGUGAACAUAGGGUAUUUAUGGAGCUUGUAGACUCCUAUCCUAAUCUUCUAGAACGUCUGACAACUGGCAAGGAGGAAGAUGUCAUCCAUGUCAGAGAAUUGAUUGGCAAAGGAGCCUCCAGUGCACGAGGCGACGGCACAAAAACCCUCAAAUCCGCUGUGCUCGAAUGGCUUAUGCCCAAAGGCCAGCCACUUAUACCGCCUCUCUCCCAAAACAUCAAAUCUGAUUGCAGUUUCAAUCAUGAAGUGACCGGUGCAUUGCUCUGCCCCGCAGGCCUCGACUGGUCGAAUGCCGAAACUAAGCAGAAUCUUAAAAGCGGUGAAAUAGAAGUCCGUGGCGACCAGUGGCCGAUGUUUCUAUAUGCUAAGUAUGCCUAUGAUCCCGAAGAUCCAUGGCAGGGUCUAUUGAGGAGCGACAUACUUAUAUUUGGGUUCAAACAUGUAUUUACCUCUCCAAGUUCCGUAGAAAAGGAACCGAAAGCCACGCGCUCCGGUAAUGCACACCUCCAUGGGAUGAAAUCUGUGACGAAAGGAUCCCUGGCUUACAUUGCCACACAGGUUCGGUUUUCAUUGAGUUCUUCGUCUGUAUUUUCACGCACGGACACUGUUACGGACUCAGAAAAUUUUUAUCACAGCAUUCUUGACCUAUUGGAGGAUCCAGACGAGACUGAGGAAGUAGUAGACCUAAUGGCUUGGUGGACACAUCGCAUUUUCCCUAAUCCCUCCAGUUCACAGCGAGCUAUCAGCAAAAACAGCGCGCUAUCCAAAAUUCGGGAGAAGUGCACUGCCCUUCAAGCACUGACCAAUGAUGGUGCUAAUUAA